Messenger RNA from Esox lucius (northern pike), 2710 nucleotides. It is a transcript of the gene rbbp8, whose product is annotated as retinoblastoma binding protein 8. Gene Ontology annotation, cellular component: site of double-strand break. Bases 300 to 2375 code for a protein of 691 amino acids. The transcript has 18 exons. Gene Ontology annotation, molecular function: double-strand/single-strand DNA junction binding; double-stranded DNA binding; damaged DNA binding. Gene Ontology annotation, biological process: double-strand break repair via homologous recombination; DNA double-strand break processing involved in repair via single-strand annealing. Lineage: Eukaryota; Metazoa; Chordata; Actinopteri; Esociformes; Esocidae. The record is from RefSeq and is a predicted model, not a curated record.
AUGCAAUGCGUGGCGCGAAUUCUGGACGAUGUGAACGUGAUGAACGUAAGCUUUCAGCGUUGGAUAAUUUAAUAGCUAGCUUGAAAGCUUUUUUCAGUGGUUGUAUCAGCGCAGCCCUGCUUUUAGGAGAAGCUCGUAUGCUAGUGCCCACACCGUCCUACAUUGGAAUGUAUCUGGCUGGCACAGACUUGUCUUGCUGGAUUUUGGGAAUCAAAGGUACCGUGGUGGCCUUUCAGUACAUGGAGGGAGUUGCAUGGGCUGUUUGAAGGCUUAAACCAGUGGGUCUGACUGAUUGGAGGAUGAGCAGUACCGUGCUAAGCGGGAGCAGCCCCGGCUCCAGUGGUGCCAUGGAGACCAGUGAUCUCUUCAAGGAUCUAUGGGGUCGACUCAAAGAGUGUCACGACAGUGCACUGCAAGGUUUGCAAGCCAAAGUGAACAAGCUGAAGAAGGAGCGAUGUUUGGAUGCCCAGAGACUGGAAGAGUUCUACAGCAGACACCAGCUACUGAGGGAGCAGCACAAAUCCCUCCAGGACACCGUUACUGGUCUGGAGGACAGGCUUCGCGCAGGGCUGUGCGAUCGCUGUUCGGUCACAGAGGAGCACAUGAGGAAGAAGCAGGUGGAAUUUGAAAAAGGCCGUCAGCAGAACAUGCGGCUUAUCACAGAACUCAUGACUGAGAGGAACAGCCUUCAGGAUGAGAACAGAAAGCUGAGUCUGGAGCUUGAAAGGCUUAAGAGACCUCUCUCAAAAUCCCCAGAGCCAGAUGAGGGUGUGAUCCCAGACUCUCCUCUGCAGCAGAUCUCCCUUCCUGUGGUCAGCAAAAUGAAGAGGAAGAAGGAGACCAACCACGUCCGUUACGCAGAGAAGCCCCUGUCUCAAUCCCAGAACUCCACCCACAACGAUUUAAAAAAAGGAUUGCUGUCCCAAACCACAGAUUGUCAGGAAAGAAGAAUACUGGUGCCUGAAACAUGUUACUUGGAUGCCAGUCCGACUAAACAGAGCGGCAUCCAGGGUCAGGAAGGUGCAGUGGUGGCGGAGACCUGUGGCCUGGAUCUCCCUGAUGAUCCAGUACCUAAUCCCCAGAUAAAAGAGCCACUCCGGGUCCGCCUCAGCGCCACGACUGAGAAUGGCUCUCCAUCCCUCCUCCCCCGGGUGAAGAUCAGUCCUACCAAUGUCCUGCAGUGCCACCUGGAGGGGAUAGCCCGUAUCGCACCUCUUAGAGUCACCCCCCUUAGUAGCGUCUCUCGUCCUGUCAUUAGUGGGGAGCAGGAAAGAGGGAAGAGGAGGAGGAAGAGCAGCAGAGAGGAAGGGGAGGAAGUGGUGCUAGACAAACCUUUGGACCUGUCAGACACUCCACACAAGGCCCUGGUGCCACCAGUCAUUGCCCAGACCGGUAGUAGAGUCACCGGGGAAGAAAAGUUUGACGGAAGUCAGCAGUCCCACAUUCUGUUUAAGCAGCCAUCCACCCCUCCAAGUGAUGAAGGAUCCAGUAAUGUGUUCAUCAGUCACCAGACCCCCAAUGUCCUCCGGUCGAUCAGAAAGCGGAGCCGGGAGCAGCCUGGGGAUCCAGAACAGAUCUCUGUUCUGCAGGCCAACCCCUGUGCUCGGGUGAAGAGGAGCCCCCCGCAGGACAACAGCGCUGCAUCAACAAGCAAGCCGGUAGCAGCAGAACAAACGUGGAGCUUGGACCCAGAGGCCAUACUGUCUCACUAUGAUAUAGACACGCCUACUAAAGCAGAGCCUAAUGGUGAAGCAGAGACUGUGGAUAUGGACUGCACAUUUGUCAGCCACAGCCUCCUCCUCCGAGGUUCAAAUGGAACCAGCUUCAUUAAAGGUAUUGGCCAGAAGGCCAAUGACAGUAUGGCUGAAAUCUUUGAUAAAUCUGGCUACGGAGAAUACGAGUCUUGUCCUCAGGGUAAUGGAUCACAUCUGACCCAGGAGGAGCAAUAUCAUUACGAGGAGGAGGAGGAGGUGGAAGAAGGGGAGGAAGAACAUGGAUCACACAUCCCUCAACCUGGAACCCCCAAUGAGGAAUGUAGAGACAGUAAAAACCUGCCAUUUGCACAUGUGGAGGUGGUCCGCAAGAAAGCUGAGAGGAGGAAACUCAAGGGGCACACGUGUAAAGAGUGCGAAAUUUACUAUGCCGACCUUCCCGAGGCAGAACGGGUAAAGAAGUUGUCCGCUUGUUCUCGGCACCGCUUCCGUUAUAUCCCUCCAUCAACCCCAGAAAACUUUUGGGAAGUUGGCUUCCCUUCGACACAAACCUGUGUGGACAGAGGUUAUAUUAAAGAAGAUAAUGAUCCAGAGCAGAGGCUCAGGAGGAGACAGCCUUACAAUGCCAUGUUCUCCCCUAAAGGCAAAGAGGAGAAGACCUAACCCAGCAAGGGGAAUUGAAUACCCAUACAAGCACACAGUUCAAUUGUUAAACCUUCCAUGUGCUACAUAGACUUUUACAUUAUCGCAAUCCUAGUUGCCUUGCAAAGGAAUGAGUGUCUUUUGUGGUUUUCUAUACCCAGACACCAGAUUCCUAUCAUUCUGUAAAUCUAGAGUAUUCUUGAAAAUAUGCAGAAUAUACAGCAAAAAUCCAUGCUCAUUUAAAGAUUCAUUGUGAAACUGAUAUGCACUGUUGAACGUUAGUGUCUUUAUUAGGUGUAUUUGUAGAUAAUUGUUGUUGAAGCAGAAAUUGUAAUGAAUAAAUGCAUUAUAAAUGA